Chanos chanos (milkfish) is the source of this 1269-nucleotide messenger RNA. RefSeq names its product T-box transcription factor Ta (gene tbxta). Gene Ontology annotation, biological process: mesoderm formation; cell fate specification; positive regulation of DNA-templated transcription. The record is from RefSeq and is a predicted model, not a curated record. NCBI's taxonomy places the organism in Eukaryota, Metazoa, Chordata, Actinopteri, Gonorynchiformes, Chanidae. Gene Ontology annotation, cellular component: chromatin; nucleus. The coding region runs from base 1 to 1269 and encodes 422 amino acids. The transcript is spliced from 8 exons. Gene Ontology annotation, molecular function: DNA-binding transcription factor activity, RNA polymerase II-specific; RNA polymerase II cis-regulatory region sequence-specific DNA binding.
AUGAGUUCCUCCAAUCCCGAUCAGCGCCUGGACCAUCUCCUAAGCGCUGUCGAAAGUGAAUUUCAGAAAGGCAGCGAAAAAGGUGAUGCCUCCGAGAGGGAUAUUAAACUCGGACUGGAGGAUGCGGAGUUGUGGAACAAGUUUAAAGAGCUAACUAACGAAAUGAUCGUCACCAAGACUGGGAGGCGAAUGUUUCCCGUACUGAGGGUUAGUGUGACCGGCCUAGACCCAAACGCCAUGUACUCAGUUCUGCUUGACUUCGUGGCGGCUGACAAUAAUCGCUGGAAAUAUGUCAACGGUGAAUGGGUCCCCGGCGGAAAACCUGAACCCCAGAGUCCCAGUUGUGUGUACAUUCACCCAGACUCGCCAAACUUCGGGGCGCACUGGAUGAAAGCGCCCGUCUCUUUCAGCAAAGUCAAACUGUCCAAUAAACUCAACGGGGGAGGACAGAUUAUGUUGAACUCUUUGCACAAAUACGAGCCCAGGAUACACAUUGUUAAGGUUGGAGGGAUUCAGAAAAUGAUCAGCAGCCAGUCUUUCCCAGAGACUCAGUUCAUUGCCGUCACGGCCUAUCAGAAUGAAGAGAUCACAGCUCUGAAGAUUAAGCAUAACCCCUUUGCUAAAGCAUUCCUUGAUGCCAAAGAGAGGAGUGAUCACAAAGAGGUUCCAGAUCACAGCACUGACAAUCAGCAAUCAGGAUACUCCCAACUAGGCGGAUGGUUUUUGCCCAGUAACGGCCCCAUCUGCCCCAGUAGCAGCCCUCCCCAGUUCAGCGGGGCCCCUGCACACUCCUCUUCAUACUGUGAGCGUUAUUCCAGCCUACGGAGUCACAGAGCAGCUCCUUACCCCAGUCAUUACCCCCACAGGAGCACUACAACAAACAAUUACAUGGACAACUCAUCUGGAAACCUUGGUUCCCAUGAUAGCUGGUCAGCUCUGCAGAUUCCAAACUCCAGCGGUAUGGGUACCUUGGCCCACACCACAAACACCACAUCCAACACCAGCCAGUACCCCAGCUUGUGGUCCGUUGCUGGGACAACCCUUACCCCUUCAGGCUCAGCGUCAGGAUCUAUUGCUGGAGGUCUGACAUCGCAGUUCCUGCGAGGUUCCUCCGUGUCUUACUCAGGCCUGACUCCUUCCCUUCCUGUCUCCUCACCCUCUUCCAUGUACGACCCUGGUUUGAGUGAGGUGGGCGUGGGUGACGCCCAGUUUGAGAGCUCCAUCGCCCGGCUCACGGCCUCCUGGGCACCUGUGGCACAGAGCUACUGA